UCAGUUUUGACAUAGGUAGUGAUGGAUCUUGCUUUUUGGCUUUAGUCUAAUAAUCCAUUAUUUUGACAUUUCUUGUCAACCGCUACGUAUUUUUGUAGAAAAAAUCGAAUUUCCUGGUUUAUCAUUCCAUUUCUGCUUUCUUCAUCUAAAAAGCAGUGAACUGGGUUGAAUAAAAAGUUGUGUACAUUACAAAACAAGGAUGCAGUCCAGAAAUUCCGCGAGAACCAUGUGACACGAAUACGAAAAAGGGCUUCCAGAUCGUCAAUGUGACAGAAAUGUUUUCUGCCAUCGCGACGAGCCAAUGCUAUUGGGGAGCCGCAACGAAAUCGACGCGUGAUAAACGAACGGCGAUAUAGAGAAGCGCGUCAAAGAUGAGCGCGAGAUGGCCAGUCCACCACCGAACCCAAAAGACGAGGCGGGUGGCUCCAAGUUUACGGAGGAGAAGGCAAGUCAUGAGGCCACCGCGCAGAAGAGCUUCAUAGCACCGCCCGCCUCUGAGCUGCCUUCAAAGCUGGUAUACGUCGCGCGUGGUGGAAGUGGCCGCAGUGUCAAGCACACGUUCCGCACUGUUAAGGUAGCACGACGAGUGCCAACGCUGCCGCCCAAGAAGAUCGAGGCGGCGGGCGGCGAUAGCGGCUCAAACGAGGCCGGUCCUAGCCGCCCGCGCCGCGAUAAAAGCAAGCGACACGGCUGCACUAUUUGUGAAAAACGAUUCUCCAGCCCCGGCAAGCUCAGCCAACACAUCCUGUCUCAUACUGGUGAGUUACCUUUUUCUUGCGACCUUUGUGAUAAACGCUUCAAUUCAAAAUUUAAACUGGUUCGCCACAACCUAAUACACAGUGAAGCUAGAGCCUUUGCAUGUACAGUUUGUGGCAAAACUUUUAAUCGCAAAGAUCAUCUUACAAACCAUGUCAGGGUGCACAACCCUGUUAAAAACCUUUAUAUAUGUGACAAGCCAGAUUGUAAGAAAUCAUACACAUCUCAGCUUAGUUAUCGUAAGCAUGCAGCUCUUCAUUCUGCUGAAGAAGGGAAUCUGCAAUGUAAGAUCUGUGACGAAGUGUUCAGUACGCAACAAGAUAUUGUGUAUCAUCUGAAAGUCCAUACUGGGAGUCGUACUGUGAAAAGUGAGACAGACAAAAAGUAUACUUGUGAUCAUUGCGAUAGAAGAUUCUUUACUGCAAAAGAUGUUCGUAGGCAUAAUGUAGUACACACUGGAAGACGAGAUUUCUUAUGUCCCUACUGUCCUCAGAAGUUUGGCCGGAAAGAUCAUUUAGUUCGACAUGUAAAAAAUGCUCAUCCAGAGGAAUCAUGGAAGUCAGCCGCAGUUGGUACAUCUCGGGAUUCUCUACCAGAUAUCUCUACUUUUGAGGAAACUUUCACUGAUUAUCCAAUUCCUAGAACUGGGUUUGAGCUCUGGAAAGCACCUUCACCAAAAGAAGAGGCAGAUGGUAGAACAAGUGUGCCUGCCUGUGAUAUAAUUGUUGAAAUACCUGAGUUAGAUAUUAAAGUGGAACCAGAAUUAGAUAUAAAGAUAGAGGAGCCACCUUCACCUGCAGAAAUACUUGAAUAUCCUGUAGUUUAUGUUGUACCCCCACCAUUUUCCCCUACGCCAACAAACUUGCCAUUUAUAACAACACAGCAGUUGAGUGAUGUUGAUGUGCAUUUUGGUUCUGGUAAUGUAGAGUCUCUAUUGUUAGACCCAGGGGAAGGACCAUCAGGUUUAUCAAGAGAAAUGUUAGGUUUACUUGAAGAGAAUGAGCCUAGCUACUCUGGUGAAGAUAGUAGAAAUCAGCAAAGAUUGCCAGCUUUUACUCAAGCAUUUCAGACUGCUCAAAGUCCGAAACCACCGCCCCCACCACCCCCUCCUCAUUAGACAGUAAUUGACUAGCAUUUAUAACUGAGCUACCUCACUAGGUAACAUUGUAAUAGUCUAAAUGAUUUUAAUAUUCUCUUAGGGCGACAGUGUCGUCACUUCAGGUAUACCAAAAUGUUUCCGAAUUCUACAUGAAUAUGUAAUCUAGUCAUGUAUGUACUUUCGGAUUGUAAAUUAUUUUUAGUGUACAUGUUUGACAUUUGAGUAUAAAUGGGACCAACUUUGAGAGCCUCGUAAUGAAAUAGUUAAUGGAGUAACUAUUCAUUUGUAAAAGUAUUAAGCUGAACAGGAUCUGCAAGAAGACAUACAGCUCUUGAAAGCAGUGGAUUGUAUUAUAUGUUUGAGUGGUUCACUGUUUUCUACGCGAGAAUUAUACUGAGAGCUUAUGUCUUUUGUUUAGAAUGUUUAAAAAGGUGUCAACAUCAGAUCUGUCUAUAAAUGAUUGCUGUAUCAUGUUGUGUCCAGAGUAACUGCUUGUCUAUCUAAAGAAUCUUUGAUUAACCAACUACAUGUUUACAACAAAAAAUGGAUCAUUAAAAUAUUAUGAGUUAAUUAUCCACAUUUAUAGAAAUAUUUUACAUAGACAAUGAUUGCGAUUUCAGUGUAUGGUUAAUCUAUUCUUUAUCGUAGAUUUAAUACUGAAAACUGUUAUUUUUUUUCAAUAGUGCUGAAGUCUGAACCAGAUAUCAUACCUUAGAGGCAUUCGCUUCCUUAUACAGCUUUUUUGGUCUGAAAUGUUUCAAUAUAAGUAAUGUGCCAAAACUCAUGUGUAUUUGUAAUUUCAUUAUAAGCAAUAUUUUGUGUGGCCUUACAAAAAACUAUUGAAUUUUCUCUUUAUAAAGUGUUCAUUAUUAAUUUGUUUAAGACAUUGGCAUGAUGUAUCUAUAUUGUACCAAAAUGUUAGGUAGGAAAAACCUUUUGAUGAAAAUGUCUCGUUUAUCUGUGUACAUUGAAGUAGUACAUAUGAUGUAAUAGGUGCCUUGAAUUCAUUGAAAAAUAUUUUAAAAACUUAAUCUACUUUUUAAUUUUAGUUGUGCUAAAUUUUAUUUUGUUAUUAAGGAUCCAAGUACAACAGUUCAGAUGGAACAAAAUUUAAUUUUUAAAUAUUAAUCUUAUGAGAACUACAGUUUCAAUUAGUAUGGCUUCAAAUGAGAGAUCAAAUGUUGUACACGCUUUAUUAUUGAAUAUGUAAAUAAUUCUAAUUGUUUAGGAUAAUAGGACUGUAAAAAAUUAAAUCUACCUCAAUUACAACUUAUUCUUACGUUAAGAAAUUUAUUAAUACUUAGGUUAGUGAGAAUAGAAUUUUUCUAUGAGAAAUACAUGCAAAGGGCUGGUUGGCAUACGUAUUGUGUUUAUAUUAGUGUGUGUUGAAAAAUCGUUAUACUUUAAGUAUAUAUCGCUUUGUAUAUUAAUUAAGAAUAGCUGUCGUUUUAUAUUUGAUAAAAAGAACAAUACAUGUCCCGUUCAGAAGGGGAUUAAAAAAAAUUAUAACAAAUUUAAAAAUAUCAUCUUCAUCUACAUAUAAAAUCAUGUAUGCAUAUAUAGAUUAUAGAUCAAGAAUCUUCAUACAAUAGCUAUAGUGAAAAAAACAAGGUUUAUUUACUUAUAUGAUAGACUUUUAAUUUAAUUUCGACCACCAGUCUUCAAGCCCGUUCACUAGUCAAUACACAUAACUAUUUUUAACAGUGGAAUUGCUAUUUAACAUGUAUUUAAAAACAAAUUACAAUUUUAAAAUCGUCUUAUUCGUGUGUGUUCCAGAAAGAUUUUUUUACUGAUACGAGUUGCGAUAUUGAUUGAAUUUAACAAACGGUUAGAAAAUGAUUUAAUCGCCGCCAAAUUUGUAGUAAAAGCCGUCUCUAUAUACAUAUUAUGAUAUCAAUGUUUUCUAUUAUAAAUGUUAAUUUAUUACCUAAAAUGUAAUAAAUAGUAUUUAAAAUGUAAGUAUCCACUUAUUAUUUAGUUGCACUAAAAGUGUUCAUUAUUCCCCUAUUCAAGUUUAUUAUGCAUAAUUUUGUUAUAUUAUUUUUUCCAGUUUUUUUAUGACUUGAGUGUAACUCGAUUUUAUAUUAUAUAUUUUCUAAUACAUGUUGUGCAAAGCCAAAAAAUGAAAUAAUUUUAUUUUUGUUUACAAAUAAGUGUUCGAAUAUUUUAUUUAUGUAGGUACAUACGUAAGAUUAUAUGCAACGAAUGUGCUACGAGCAAUAAGUAUUGAAGCCGCGAAGAAAAAAAAAGUGAAAUUUAUGUAUCGGGAUAUUCAAAGAAUCUUAUUUUUUAACUCGUAGUAGGAUGUUUAAUCCAUAGAUAUACGUAACUUGGUACAUAAUAGGGGCCUUAUUAAAUUAGUUGGAGUGUAUACAAAAAAAUAUUUUUUAGAUUUCUACAAGAUUUUUUAAUAAAGUGAUCUAUUUUUGUUACGCUUUUUCGAGCAAUAAGGCAUUUUUAUCGAACAUUUAAAAUUUUACAAGAUUGUCUGCCUACGAAGUUAGAUACAGUUUUGGUCGUAUUUAUGGAAAAUAUCUUGAUGCAUUUAUCGCAAAUAUAGUGACGUUAAAAUUGUAUUUAAGUUCAAUGAAUGAAAAUAAAAAUGAUAAUGAUUUGAAUCAUGUGAAACCAGUUUUCCUUUAAUUCAUGUAAAACAGUAUGUAACAUGAUAAUAGUUUGCCAGUCCGCAAGAAUGAAUUCAUUGAUAACUGGAAUUUAUUCGAGUUUUUUAUGAGUCUGUUAACUUAGUGUCAGACGCCGGGGCGCUUUGCGACAUAAAACCUUUUUUGUUUUCCUUACUUAAAAUGUAUCAUUUUUUUUCUCAAUGUUCCAAAUUUAAAAAAUUAAAACUCUGUUUGCCCCCGGUUUAAGUAUUGUAUUCUUGAGGACUGUUUCAUUCAAACAAUUGUUAUAAAUGAGAAUUGUACCUGGUAUAAUAAUAAUUGUAUAGCAUUUUCAUUGAAAUAAAUUUUGGACAUCA
Molecule: messenger RNA, 4835 nt
Organism: Pieris rapae (cabbage white)
Lineage: Eukaryota; Metazoa; Arthropoda; Insecta; Lepidoptera; Pieridae
Product: zinc finger protein PLAGL1-like
Exons: 1
Coding region: 383-1873 (496 amino acids)
Biological process (GO): regulation of transcription by RNA polymerase II
Cellular component (GO): nucleus
Molecular function (GO): RNA polymerase II transcription regulatory region sequence-specific DNA binding; DNA-binding transcription factor activity, RNA polymerase II-specific
Source: RefSeq, a predicted model, not a curated record